GUGCCCCGCCCCACACCUUUUUCCCGUUUCCUCUCUCGCUCGCUCGCCUGCUUUUUCCCGAUGAGAUCUUUGCUCCGGUUGGCUUCUUUAAGACCACUGCGCGCGUCCUCCACAAUCCGCUGCUGGCUUUUCAUCCUGUUUUUCCUCCCCUCCAGACCAAAGCGAGAUUCUUGCGAGAGCCUGUGAGGUAUAGUCUGGUAGUGUGAUUUGGUAAAGGGGCCGGGAUUGUCUCUUGUCUUGGAUAGUUGGAUUGGAUUGCUACCUGCAACGCAUCUUUUUUUGACCUCGUUGCUUUCCUCCUCUUCGUCUACCUUGCUAUGGCCUAUGGCUAGCCAGUAGCUAGCUCUCUGUGAUGUGUGUAGUAGUAUUUCUGCUCAGUCCUAGCUAGCCUUGAUUAGCUAGCUUGAUAGAUCAGUGGCGAUAGGAGUGACUAAUCAACUGGGUGCCGUCUGUUCUUGUUUUUUGGAAAGAUUUGGUCGUCCGAGCUAGUUGCUUUGCGCAAAUUGUUCCAUCGAGCUGGGUGGACCUUUUGGUGGUGUGUAACUCGGGAGGAUGGCGCACGAUCCCAGCCUGGGCUUCGCGGACUACUUCUCGGCGGCGGACGCGGCGGCGGCGUCGCUCAUGCCGCAGAUGGAUGAGGGCGCGCCGGAGCUGUAUGGCCUGCAGUCCGGGAUGGAGCUGCUCGGCAUGCGCGGCCUGCACGCCGCCGCGAUGUCCGGCGCGACGUCCGUCUCUGCGGAUGUUCACUGCGACGGGGGAGGAGACGGCCACGAUGGCUCCACCAUGCGCUUCUUCCUCGAGCAGCAGCAGCAGCAGCAUCAUCAACAUCACCAUCCGAGUCAGGCGCCGCUGUCCCUGUCGCUGUGCCGGCCGGAGCAAGUCGCGCAGCUGCACCAUCACCAUCUCGGCGGCUCGUCUCAGCAGCAGCAGCAGCAGCACGAGGCGUCCGCGGCGUCGUGGAUGCUGCCGCACGAGCACGAGGCGGCGACGUACGCGCACGGGCACGGCGCGGCGUGGCCGUUGCGCAGCUCCCGGUUCCUCCUCCCGGCGCAGCAGCUCCUGCAGGGCUACUGCAGCCUCCCGGUCGACAUCACGCCCAAGCGCGCCAAGCAGCCCCCGCAGCAGCAGCAGCAGCAGCAAGACGAGGCCGGCGGCGGCGAGGUGUCGUCGUCGUCGACGUCGGGCUGGACCCCGUCGGCGCAGAUCCAGGCCAUGGAGGCGCUGGAGCUCAAGCGGCUCAAGGACAGGCUCUACGUCAUGCUGGAGGAGGUGGACCGGAGGUACAGGAGGUACUGCGAGCAGAUGAGAGGGCUGGCGGGCGGGUUCGAGGCGGUGGCGGGGGAGCGGGCGGCAUCGGGGUACACGGCGGUGGCGGCGCGGACCAUCUCGCGGCACUUCCGGAGCCUUAGGGACGGGAUCGUAGCGCAACUGCAGGCGGUGCGAAAGGCGCUCGGGGAGAAGGACGUGGCGCCGCCGGGGAUGACAAGGGGGGACACGCCGCGGCUCAAGGUGCUGGACCAGUGCAUCCGGCAGCAGAAGGCGAUGCACCAGAACGGUGGCAUGAUGAUGGACAGCCACCCUUGGCGGCCGCAGCGCGGCCUGCCCGAGCGCGCGGUCACCAUCCUCCGGGCAUGGCUCUUCGAGCACUUCCUCAACCCGUAUCCGAGCGACGUGGACAAGCACAUCCUGGCUCGCCAGACGGGCCUCUCACGGAGCCAGGUGUCCAACUGGUUCAUCAACGCGCGGGUGCGGCUGUGGAAGCCCAUGGUGGAGGAGAUGUACGUGGAGGAGAUGAAGGGCGAGCAGCAGGACGAUGGCGGCCUGAUAAACCCUAACAACCCUAACAGCAGCGGCAGCCACGCCUCCGACGCGCAGGGGCAGCAGGGGGCGGCCGCGGCCGACGAAGGCGAGCGCGUCGGGGCAGACGACCGGAAGCCGACGCGGGCGCAGCUGCACGUCGGCCACGACGCCGGCUCGCUCGCCUCCGUCGUCAACAUCGCCGGCGUUCCCGCGCGGAUGGAGAGCUUCGGCGUCAUGGACGCCGCCCACCACCUCGACUUCGACGCGUACGGCGGGCAGGGCCAGGGAGGAUUCGGAGGCGGCGCUGGCGGCGUGUCGCUCACGCUCGGGCUGCAGCAGCACGACACGCACGGCGGCGUCGGCGGUGUGAACAUCGCGUUCGGCGCGCCGUCGUCCGCGCAGCACGGCGCGGGCGGGUUCCUGUUCCCGGGCGAGCAGAUGGACGGCGUGGGCUUGCAUCCGUCCGGCGGCCACGGCCAGAACAUCCAGUUCGGCAUGGACGGCGCCGCCGAGGGGUCGUCCCACGGCGUGCAGGACCAGCACUACCGGGCGAUGAGCGCAGGGUUUCACCUGCUCCGUGACCUCGCCGGGUGAUCUGCCGGUCGUCUGCGCGCGACGGCCCGGUGGCAAGCGCUGGUUGCACGGAUGCCAUCCACGGCGAGGAGACCAACAGCCGUGCCGCAACGGCGCCGGCAGGGGGGGUGGACCUGUACCAGUUUACCUGCACACGCACGCUUCUGCAUGCGCGACAUUGCUUUCCCCUAAGCUUUUGGUGGUCUUUUUUGCUGCCUGAUACGUACGCAGCUCUCCUCACGGUCGAUCGGGGCAAGACACGUACGGCUGCCGUCCCCGGCCUAGGGUGACCCUGCUGGAAUGGUAUGUUGCACAUUAAUUAGAGUACUGUGCACCAGCGGGGGCGGUGAGUACGUACGUAGCCGGCCGGUGCUACUGAUCGUACGCGUAGUUUGGAAGCGGCCGGCCGGGCAGGUGACAUGUCGAUGUAUCGAUCGGCCGGCCAGCGGAUGAUUGUGUAGGGGACCGGAGACUCGCAGCUUAUUAUUUGUAGGUCGAUUGAUCAAAUUGGUGGAUGAUUGGCCCGAGAUUGAUUGGUUAUAUAUGCUUAGAGAUCUCUUGUGCUUA
Aegilops tauschii subsp. strangulata is the source of this 2940-nucleotide messenger RNA. RefSeq lists its product as uncharacterized. Gene Ontology annotation, biological process: regulation of DNA-templated transcription. The record is from RefSeq and is a predicted model, not a curated record. Lineage: Eukaryota; Viridiplantae; Streptophyta; Magnoliopsida; Poales; Poaceae. Gene Ontology annotation, molecular function: DNA binding.